GCUAUAUGAAGCAAUAGCAUGAUAUGCUUGGUUUGAUGUAGAAAUUGGUAUCAAGCAGUACUUCAUGGGUUCUUUCAAGGGCCAGACACAUAAGAAUACAUGGAAUGAGACUCUGAAAUUAAGGGGCUGGCUUUCUUCCCAAUUGUUUCAACAACAGUUUCCAUCCCAUUAUGCUGAAAUAAUCCAUACUCUGCCACUUCAAGAAUACAUGAAUCUCAUAUGGUUACAUCGAGCAACUUGUACAGGCAGAUUCUAUCUUAAAACUGUGUUAUGAUUCCUAUGACAUGGUUUUAGGAAAAUUGCUAGGGUAUCGUGUUCCUCUGCUGCCACUCACGAAUCAUGGGAUAGAAAAUUGCUCGGGAUGUUGAAUCUGAUUAUGAUUCUGAAACUUUGCUACCUUCUUGUGAGAGUAUACAUGGCUCAGAAACAUCAGAAGACAGGAAAAGUUUCAAGGGUAACAAUUAAAGCUCCAAUCAUGAUGGGAAGAAAUCACUAACAAUGUCUGACGGUGCCCAGUGGGAUGUUUUUCGCAAACAAGAUGUUCCCAAGCUUAUAGAUUAUCUCAAAAGGCAUUCUAAUGAGUUUUCUUGCCACAAGCGGGUUGAUCAUCCAAUUCUCGAUCAGAGUUUCUUUCUUGACACCACUCACAAAAUGAGGCUUAAGGAGGAGUUUGAGAUUGAACCUUGGACUUUCAUGCAACACGUAGGAGAAGCUGUUAUCAUUCCUGCUGGAUGUCCCUACCAGAUUAAGAACCCUAAGGUCAUUUUUGCAACAGUAUUGACAGUCUAAAUUAAGAAAGAUAUGUGAAACAUUACUUUUAUUCUCCAUGAGUAAAAGUUAUAUCUUAAAAGUUCCCUCCUGCUGCUUAUAACUGACUAAUAUUUCCCCAUUAAAUGAGAGAAUAUGAUUUAGGUUUUCUAUUUUAUAUAUUAAAUAAUCUAUUGAUAACUAUGAACUAACUCUUUUUUGUCUUCUAUGCCCCAAAGAUCUCUUUCUUUUUGGCCAUGUCUUUUUUUUUUUUUCUUUUCUUAAGUUUUAUUUCUAAUUUUGUUUUUUUGUCCCAAAUUAGGGGUUAGGGCAGCAUUGUCUUUGAUGAUUUAUUGUUCAUAUAUUAUAUGCAUUUAUAACUUAUAAUGGAAAUGUCCACUAUAUCAAUAUGAUAAGGCAUGUCCUUAUAAUAGAAAAUUAUGCUGAAUGCUGAAAGUUAAAUAUAAGAAAGUGUUUGUUGAAGUCUUGGCUGUUUAUAGUACGGAUACUGCUGAGUUAAACUACCCCUUUUAUACAUUCUUUCAACUUUUUUUUACCCCUAUUUUACAAUUCACACAGUAUGAUCCUAUUUAUAGUUUAUGUAUAUAUUUAAUUCAAUCUUGGAAUGGAUGCCCUUUUGAUGUGCCACAGUUACAGUUUCUUCAAUUUUUCUAUUUCUUAAGGUCCCUUUUUCACUUUUGU
Molecule: messenger RNA, 1449 nt
Organism: Humulus lupulus (European hop)
Lineage: Eukaryota; Viridiplantae; Streptophyta; Magnoliopsida; Rosales; Cannabaceae
Product: lysine-specific demethylase JMJ28-like
Exons: 5
Coding region: 499-789 (96 amino acids)
Biological process (GO): regulation of transcription by RNA polymerase II
Cellular component (GO): histone deacetylase complex; chromatin
Molecular function (GO): histone H3K9 demethylase activity; chromatin DNA binding; transcription coregulator activity
Source: RefSeq, a predicted model, not a curated record